GCAGCGCGGCGGUCGCGGGGCCGAGGGUUUGAAACGAGGGUCUCCCACCCGCGGCGGGGCUGCGUAGGCGGCCGCGGACGGGGAGUCGCGGCGGGCGCAGGAGGCUGCGGCGGCCGGGGUCGGGGUCCGAUCCGGCUGCCGGGACUGCCGCGGCAGGCGCUGGGGCGUCUCCCCGGUGCGAUGAUGGGCAAGGAGGAGGAGAUUGCGCGGAUCGCCCGCAGGCUGGACAAGAUGGUGACCAAGAAGAGCGCGACUGGAAGCAUCUCAGCAGAGCACCUGGGGAUGACGAGUGGUGGGCGGGCCCACCUGUCCCCUCCAAGGUGACCCCAGGGGCGGGGCCCGCCUGGCCGGGGAGGGGGCGAUGGACCUGCUGCGUGAGCUGAAGGCCAUGCCCGUCACCCUGCACCUGCUCCAGUCCACCCGCAUCGGGAUGUCGGUCAAUGCCCUGCGGAAGCAGAGCUCGGACGAGGAGGUUAUUGCCCUCGCCAAGUCGCUGAUCAAGUCCUGGAAGAAGCUCCUAGAUGCUUCAGAUGCCAGCGCCCGGGAGCGGAGGAGGAGCGCCUCCACAUCGUCCUCGAAGGGCACCCCCGAAGCGAAGGACCCCAGGCUUCCCUGCCCAUGGCAGGCCGACACCGAGGCCCUGCUGGGCAGAGCUGCUUGUCUGGGUCUGUUGGGUCUUGGUGGUGGGGACCCCGGCUGCGAUGCCAGCUUUCCUGUGGACUGUGCCCCCAGCACGCCAUCCCCAAGGCGGACCCCGGGCUGGGGGCCACGUGGGCUGUGUGCCAUCCCAGCGGCCUGUCUCGGCAGCCGCAAGAGGCCGGAGCCACCCAGGAUGCCGGCAGCCCCCCGCAUCACCACGUUUCCCCCGGUGCCUGUCACUUGUGACGCCGUGCGCAACAAGUGCCGUGAGAUGCUGACUGCCGCCCUGCGGACGGACCACGACCACGCGGCCGUCGGUGCGGACUGCGAGCGCUUGUCUGCUCAGAUUGAGGAAUGUAUCUUCCGGGACGUGGGGAACACGGACAUGAAGUACAAGAACCGCGUGCGCAGCCGCAUCUCCAACCUGAAGGACGCCAAGAACCCCAACCUGCGGCGCAACGUGCUGUGUGGCGCCAUCACGCCCCAGCGCAUCGCCGUGAUGACCUCCGAGGAGAUGGCCAGCGACGAGCUGAAGGAGAUCCGCAAGGCCAUGACCAAGGAGGCCAUCCGUGAGCACCAGAUGGCCCGCACAGGUGGCACCCAGACGGACCUGUUCACCUGCGGCAAGUGCAAGAAGAAGAACUGCACCUACACCCAGGUGCAGACACGCAGCUCCGACGAGCCCAUGACCACCUUCGUUGUCUGCAACGAGUGUGGGAACCGCUGGAAGUUCUGCUGAGCUGCCCCUCGGCCUGCGCUCCCGCGCUCUGGCAGACGCAGCUUCUCUGGGGACCCAUCCUCUGCCCCUGGCCUUCCCCAGAGAGUGGCGUGCCCUGUCCCCAUCCCUGUCCUGCCUGCCAUGCAGCUCUCUCCCCAUUUCCCCAAGUCUAUUAAAUGUUUCUUU
Messenger RNA from Choloepus didactylus (southern two-toed sloth), 1543 nucleotides. RefSeq names its product transcription elongation factor A2 (gene TCEA2). The coding region runs from base 362 to 1378 and encodes 338 amino acids. NCBI's taxonomy places the organism in Eukaryota, Metazoa, Chordata, Mammalia, Pilosa, Megalonychidae. The record is from RefSeq and is a predicted model, not a curated record. Gene Ontology annotation, molecular function: zinc ion binding; nucleic acid binding. Gene Ontology annotation, cellular component: nucleus. Gene Ontology annotation, biological process: DNA-templated transcription; transcription elongation by RNA polymerase II. The transcript has 11 exons.